Zeugodacus cucurbitae (melon fly) is the source of this 1630-nucleotide messenger RNA. RefSeq lists its product as uncharacterized. The transcript is spliced from 3 exons. The coding region runs from base 322 to 1398 and encodes 358 amino acids. The record is from RefSeq and is a predicted model, not a curated record. Lineage: Eukaryota; Metazoa; Arthropoda; Insecta; Diptera; Tephritidae.
GCGCUCAUUGGGAAAACUUUCAGUUUCAUAGAGACAACGUUGGCGCGUAAACCGUUAGUUACAAGGUAUUCGCGUUGAAACGCUUUGCGAUUGAAUUGUGGUAUUUUGCAUUGUGCAGAGUUGUGCUACGCGUCGAUACACGCCUUUUGUGUUUGCUUCGCAGCACAUGUACGAUUACUAAGCGUUGAAUAUAAAAAUUAAAAAAAAAAAAAACAAAACAAAAACAUUUGUUCAUUGAAUUGUGCGAUUAAGCAUUUGAAUUUUGCGUGCCGCUGAAGGUGUUUUGGUGAUUGUGAAUUUUGUAGAGUCCAGCGCGUGAACAUGAAGAGGCUUUGGAAUCUGCUGUAUUUUAGCUUGUUGUGGCUGGGCACUAGCGCGAGAGCGCAAAGCUCAUUUUAUCGACGCGCUUAUUACAGUCCCAUGUCCUCAUCACCCACACACUACUUCACCUCACAUCCCGGCAGUCAUGAGUUCAUGCCGCUCUCGUACGCUAGCGAUCUGCAUACCGAAGAGAGUAAGCGCAAGGAAUCUCCGAAGAAGUAUGCUAAGAAAAUCUCAUAUCGUCAUGUAGCUUCGCAGGAAGAGGAAGACAAUUCUAGUGAACGCUAUGGUUCCAGCGAAUUCUCGAAUGAAGCGCAUAAUUUCAACUCGAAGGAGAAUGAUAGUCGCGAGUAUACGAUUGGCACACAAAUACGUGUACAACAUCCCAUAACUGUACCCAAGAAAUCUACGUCCUCCCAUCCCAAAUAUAGCACACAUUUGCCGAAUCAUUUCAAGAGCACCACUUACGCCGAUGUGAAUCUUUCGACCGAGGCACACGACACGAAGUUGCAGCCAGCUAAGAAACACAUACAUCAUCACAAAUACACACAAUUCUAUGAACCGGAUCCUUUCCAUAUGGUAUCACCACCCAAACCUACGCUAUCCUCCGUUUCACCAACCCCCAGUCUCAGUUACAAUGUUUAUGAGCCCGAACAGGAUGAAUUCGAUGUACAUCCACCUAGCUCGAACAGAGCUAAAUCUCAAUUGCGUGAACGUUUUAAGGGUGUUGCAUCGCAGAAGCAGAUCGAAAAGUACUUGGAAGAUCAACAGAAACUGCUGGAUGAAGCGCUUAAACUGCAAUUGCUUAAUAAUCCGAAAUUUCAACAUUUGAUGAAAACGAAAGAAACCGAGCACCAUUACGAUGAGGGUGAGUAUGAGGAAUUGCCCGUCGAUCCACAACCUCCACCAAUCUAUCGUCCCAGUUUCGAUGACAAUUUGACUUUCAAGUCGAAUCGCGCACGAAGACGCCCAAAGGCUGCCGAGUUGAAGCGUUCACCCAAGUCACCGAAGCCACCAUUGCCCAUAGUUGGCACGAGUAAGCGGCGAUUUCGCCCAUCACUUGUCAUCAAUGUUUGAGAAUGCCGAGGUCUAUUGGACGUUUUUACGUUGACAAGUGAAUAUUAGUUGUAGAUUUUGUGCGCCCAGCGCUGCUUUGCGAUUUUUUCUAGUUCUUAUAUUACUUAAUUCGUAUUUAUGAUUUAUUUGCUUAAGAUAUUAAUUUUUUUGUCUUUAAUAACAUCAUGAAAUAUUAUAUAACGAUAUAUAAACGUGUAAAUAAAAAUAUAUUAUAUUAUAAUUGUUUCUAGUA